GGGCAGCGAGGCCAGAGGCGGGCACCGGGCUGGGCCGCGCAGGGGCGCCCCCACCGGCGGCUGGCCCGGCGACAUGGGCCGCUACUCGGGCAAGACGUGCCGGCUGCUCUUCAUGCUGGUGCUCACCGUCGCCUUCUUCGUGGCCGAGCUGGUCUCGGGCUACCUGGGCAACUCCAUCGCGCUGCUGUCCGACUCCUUCAACAUGCUGUCCGACCUGAUCUCGCUGUGCGUGGGGCUGGGCGCCGGCUACGUGGCGCGGCGACCCCGCGGGGGCCUGGGGGCCACCUACGGCUACGCGCGCGCCGAGGUGCUGGGCGCGCUGAGCAACGCCGUCUUCCUCACGGCGCUCUGCUUCACCAUUUCCGUGGAGGCCGUGCUGCGCCUGGCGCGGCCCGAGCGCAUCGACGACCCCGAGCUGGUGCUCAUCGUGGGCGCGCUGGGGCUGGCCGUCAACGUGCUGGGGCUGCUCAUCUUCCAGGACUGCGCCGCCUGGCUCGCCUGCUGGGGCCCCCGCCGCCGCCGCCCGCCGCCGCCGGCCGAGGGCCGCACCCCGCGCGCGAUCGGGGCCCCGCGGGGCGCCCCCGGCCCCGGCCAGUCCCAAGAUGAGCAGCCCCAGCACGUUGGUGCUCACCGUCGCCUUCUUCGUAGGGGAACUUAUACACAACACAAGGUUUCUUCUUUGAAUGCAGGUGAUUCGCUGAACACCCAGAAUGAGCCAGAAGAGACUAUGAAAAAGGAGAAAAAGUCGGAAGCCCUGAAUAUCAGAGGUGUCCUUUUGCAUGUGAUGGGCGAUGCCCUGGGGUCAGUGGUUGUGGUGGUCACGGCCAUCAUAUUCUACGUGCGUCCCCUGAAAGGCGAGGACCCAUGUAACUGGCAGUGCUACAUAGACCCCAGCCUGACUGUCAUCAUGGUCGCCAUCAUUUUGUCAUCUGCCUUCCCACUCAUCAAGGAGACUGCUGCCAUUCUGCUGCAGAUGGUCCCCAAAGGAGUCAACAUGGAGGAGCUGAUGAGUAAACUCUCGGCCGUGCCCGGGAUUAGCAGUGUACAUGAAGUGCACAUCUGGGAACUUAUAAGCGGAAAGAUCAUCGCCACCCUGCACAUCAAGUAUCGGAAGGACAGGGGCUAUCAGGACGCCAGUAUGAAAAUUCGAGAAAUCUUCCACCAUGCGGGAAUCCACAAUGUGACCAUCCAGUUUGAGCAUGUGGACUUGAAGGAGACCAUGGGGCAGAAGGAUCUGCUGUUGCUCUGUGGUUCACCCUGCAUCUCCAAGGGCUGUGAGAAACAGCUGUGCUGCCCGCCCGGGGCCCUGCCUCUGGCCCAUGUCAAUGGCUGCGCAGAGCACAAUGGCUGUCCCCCUCUGGACACGUACCCAAGUGAUGGUCUCCGUGGACAAGUAACAAGAGAAGUGGCUAUUGAAGUAUCUUUGGACAGCUGUCUGAGUGACCACGGACAAGCUCUGGGCAACACUCAGGAGGACCAACAUUAUGUCAACAGCACACAUUUUUAAUCUUGUCCUGACGUACACAGACAGUAUAGACGAGGUGUUCGGGCCUGUGGAAGGACCUCUGUGGGCUGUAGGCACUGGUCAAAUUCAUGGUGUGCACGCUGUGUGUUCAUCAACGGGCUGGUGGUUUGGGAUGUUAAUUGCAUGUGUCUGUUAAUUUUUAUGUGACUGUGAACUCCUUUACGUCGUCCUGGGUAUCUCAUGCUGCUCUUCAACAAACUCACUGUUUUAGUUUGAACAUUUAUUUCAAAAAGCAAACCAUGCCAGCGUACGUAUCAGGGACAUUGAAGGCUGGGACUCAAUGGCUGUGGACACAGGAUUCAAAGUAGUUUUUGUUUUAAAGUGAUUCGAUUUUGUGGCUGACUCUUGGGUGAGCUCAUAGCCAAGUACAUCGAAAAAACUAAAGAACCAUGUUAGCUAAUGUUUUUUUCAUUCCAUUAUAAGAUCAUAAAAGAGGAAGGUUGGGUAGUCCUGUCACUGCAGAAUUUUUGUUCUUUGACUUGUUUUCAAAUAAAUGCAAAAUGAAUGCCUAUUAAAGUAGAAAAUAGCCUCAGAACAUCAAAGGAAGGAGAGAUUAUUGGGGGAAGACAGGAAGAAAAUGCCUCCUGACUACCUCUUCAUUUUGCAGGGUGGAGAGAAAACUAGUGUUUACUUUCUGCUGUGAACUGAACUACAACUAUAGGGUGCUUCAAAUGUUUAAUACACAAAUGCUUUUUUUUUUUCACUUGGAAGUGUGGGAAUAUUUCUACUUCCUGAAGUAUGACACAAUACUUACAUUCUGUCUUGUAGAAUCAGUCCAGUUGGGAUUGUUUUCAUUUAUCACUUAAUGACUUAUUUGUCCAAAUUUCCUUUGAGUCUUCUUUUAUAUGAUCAUGUGGAUAUAUGUAGCAUUUAUCAGGAGAAAAUGGGUAUUUCUGGGAGAGAAUAAUAUAUGACACUGAGUAUUCCUUACUGCCAAAAAUAAGCUGGAUUGACUUUUCUUCCAUUAGACAUAUUUUAAAGUAUUUAGUAUAGUUGCCAACUAGUAACUUCAUGGAAAAGUCUAUGUGUAGAGAGACCCCGAUGGGUUGCAAAAUUGACUGACAGCGAUCAUCUCUUAGGCUCUAGACACAGAGUCCUGUUGUAAAUCUGUGCGGUACUCAAACAGAAAUCCUGGGUUGGUAACGCGAAAAGCACCCACGUUUUUCAGCAUUAACGCCGUUUAAACAAAUGUCUUAGUGUUCGUUCUAAGGCUGAAAUAAGUAAGCAUCUGUGAUCAGUAGGAUAAGAAUUUUUUUCAUUCCUUGAAAAUUUAUUAUCUGAGUUUAAAUUGGCCAUGAAUUAGUCGAAUACGUUUUUGUCCCUAGGAGUUUGUUGGACUAGUCUAUAGAUAGUGUAUAGCCAAAAGAGGGGUAAAAUAUAAGACAACAUUUUUAUCCUUAAUCUUAAAAGUAUGGCAUGCACUCACAAAAAAACCGGGGGAUUCUCUUUGAAACUCACCACGGUGAUAAGUGGACCAAAAUCUAGACAGAUGUUGGUUGAGAUGCCUUGACUGGAGCCAAAGAGGAAGUCUGUCCCUCACUUCCAAUUGGUUCCCAUCAUUCUGCUUUUUAUUAGAAGGAAAAGAUUAUAAUUUUCUAGUUUCUGUGCCCCUGGCUAAAGAAAUGCAGACUAGUUUACAUCCAGAUAAUGUUCUCUACUCUCUAAAGUAUGUUUUAGGAAAGGAAAAGGCACUAAAUUUAAAUGUAACAAAUUUACCACAGAGGUAGCUUGGCGACCACU
Molecule: messenger RNA, 3265 nt
Organism: Panthera uncia (snow leopard)
Lineage: Eukaryota; Metazoa; Chordata; Mammalia; Carnivora; Felidae
Gene: SLC30A10
Product: solute carrier family 30 member 10
Exons: 5
Coding region: 74-1507 (477 amino acids)
Biological process (GO): manganese ion transport; detoxification of zinc ion; zinc ion transmembrane transport
Cellular component (GO): membrane
Molecular function (GO): zinc ion transmembrane transporter activity
Source: RefSeq, a predicted model, not a curated record